AUGUUGCUGUUUCUGGUAAUCCCGUUAUUGUUUGUCACCGGCACUGAAAGCUCGGCACCCUUGCUACAAACUGAAGACAUCAUCCCAGGACAAUACAUCGUCAAAAUUAAGUCACAUGACCUUGUCAGCGAAUUCAGAGAGAAAAUGGCGGAGCAGAGUUUGAAAUCAAUGCAAAGUUAUGGCGGGAUUGGACACGUGAAGUUGUUAUUCAGUCUGGAGGCAGAUCCCACUGUGCUGGUCUUUGAGUUAGACUACAAGUCUCUUACCUUGGUGCUGUCUCAUCCAGCCGUAGACUACGUUGAGGAGGACGGAACCAAUCAACCGGAUGAUGACAUAAUUGAACAUCCAGACACUUAUCUGCAAACACAGCCGCCAAGUAACUGGGGAUUGGAUAGGAUCAACCAGGAGGAAUCGACCCUGGAUCGGAAUGUUUCCUUCUUUGGUAAUGGCUUCGGAGUGAACAUUUAUGUGAUCGACAGCGGAAUAAACGAUCUACAUAGGGACUUUGAAUGCCGGGCGCUGAAAGCCUUUGAUGUGUUCGGCAGCGAUGGUCGAGACUGCAAGGGACAUGGGACGCAGGUAGCAGGUGUCGCGGCCAGUAAAACCUGGGGAGUUGCUAAAGCUGCGUCCAUUCACUCUGUCAGGACUCUGGACUGUAGAGGGAUAGGAAGAACUAGUGAUAUGGCAGCAGCUAUCGAUUGGGUAACAGCAAAUGCCAAGGCGCCUUGUGUUGCCACGUUGAGUUUCUCCAGGAAAACAUCAUCCCUAACCAUCGACAAUGCAGUAAAAGGAUUGGCAGAGAGUGGAUGUCUUCCUGUAGCAGCUGGAACUAAUAAUGUCCAAGAAGUUGCCAGUGACUUCAACGCUUGCACGCGAUCUCCGGCUCGCUCACCCUAUGCCAUUACAGUCGGUGCAAUCGCCUGGUCAAACGACGAGAAAGCAUCCUUCACGCGUUUCGGAGUCUGCCUGGACAUCUUUGCGCCUGGUCAUUUCAUCCGUACUACGUCAUCAGACGGCAAUUACGUCACUGCCAGCGGGACUUCGCUUGCUGUUCCAUUUGUAGCGGGAGUUGCAGCCCUUCAUCUUGCUUCAGGAAUGUCUACUCAAGAUGUUCGUAAGAGGAUCCUUGAAGAUGCAAUAAUCUGCACAAUACCUGACGCUGGGAAAGGUUCUCCAAAUCGACUCCUCUACACCGAACCUGGAGCUUACUAAUACAAACACAACAGCCCCCUCAUCGGUGGAACUAUUAAAGUGGCAGGAUGUUGGAGUUCCCAAGGAAAACAUUUAAUUUCUGUAAAUUUCUGAUAUUUCACAUGAUUUUCUGCGGAAAGUGUAGCACAAAAACUCGGAAAUUUCUUCAAAAUAUUCACUUUGUUUAGCAGGUUGAAAAAUUACAUGUGAUCUUGAUCUUGAUCUUGAUGUAUUUUCUCAAUACGUAAAUAAAUGUAGAAUCCAGAA
Molecule: messenger RNA, 1458 nt
Organism: Patiria miniata (bat star)
Lineage: Eukaryota; Metazoa; Echinodermata; Asteroidea; Valvatida; Asterinidae
Product: aqualysin-1-like
Exons: 8
Coding region: 1-1212 (403 amino acids)
Biological process (GO): proteolysis
Molecular function (GO): serine-type endopeptidase activity
Source: RefSeq, a predicted model, not a curated record